This is a messenger RNA of Paramuricea clavata, 740 nucleotides long. The record is from the annotation of a GenBank genome assembly. NCBI's taxonomy places the organism in Eukaryota, Metazoa, Cnidaria, Anthozoa, Malacalcyonacea, Plexauridae.
AUGUGGAGGGCAUUUCAUGCCUUGUGUUCCAGUCGUGAUUUUGUUGUGGAAUGCGAGCAUUUCCUUUAUCCUGCUCUUCUACAGGAUGCUACCUGCAGGCUUUUCAAUCAAUCUUUUGUGACCAGAUUGUUUGAAAAUAUUAUUUUGUUCAAAACCACAGUUGUCCCAACUACUGUCGCUGGUAGUCAAUCUGAAGAGAUAGAGAUGACGGUUGUGGAGGAGAACAUUUUAAGAUAUGCUGCGGGUUUUGUUCCUUUCUCUCUGAAAAAACAGAGUUCAAAGAGACAGACCAGGACUGAUGAGUUCAGGCAAAAAAUUAAAUGUUUAAGUGCACUUGGUGUUGAUGGCGAAUUGGAAAAAUCCCAAACGUUCUUGGAGUAUACCAGAAGUUGGAUAGAGAAACAAAAUCAGGAGGGGUUGUUUCAAUUGAACGAUGCUAGGUAUCUGUUCUUUAGAGAAGUGGAGCGUCACUGUAGAAAGUUCCUCCAGCAAACAUGCGUGCCUAACAAUGGUUCUUAAGACAUCCGGGAACUUGUUUUGAAGGAUAUUUACAACGACAACUUUGCUUUACAACAUUGGACACAUCUGUAUCCCUUCAAGUCCUACAAAUGUGUGUCAAGUUGUGGGUGAACAUCAGAGGGCAUGCGUUCGCAGCCAACUGGGUUGAAAAAUUUAAACAGUCGCAAUGUGCUGGAAAAAAGAAAGCACUAAGGAAGGAUCUGAAAGAUUUGACAUUAUAA